UGGAGUUACCUUUUUGCCGGUUCUGUAGUGGUGGGCUGUGCUGUUUGGAGCUUUUUUCAAACCCUUUCGACCAGGCAGGCAGCCUAUGCACAAGUGAUAGUUAUAGGAGGUGGUCUGUCCAUAAUGCAGGUCAUGGCACUUGUUUUCAUUACAGAGCUGAUUGGAGAAAAUAAGGAAACCAGUGGAUCAGUGUUUUCCAUCAUCAGUGUGAUUUCUAGAAUCUUAAGUGGUGUACUAAUCAAAGGAAUUCAGGAAUUUUACCCCGAAGAAAGAACCAACUCAAACGACGCGAUUAGCAACUACGUGCGAUAUGUGUUUGCAAUGGCGCCUGGAAUACUAACUCUGGUAGGAUCCCUGUUGGUUUUGGUUUUGCUGUAUCAACCGUCAAACGUAUCCUGCAAAAGGAAAGGCUCACAGGAUGUUGAGGCUCAAGCUGUUCAGUCAUCGCCUAAUGUGGAAGUUCCUGGGUCUCCAUCUGAAAAUGAUGCGACGUCAAACGUCAGCUUGGAAGCAAAUCAAAGCUCUUCUCUCGCGACGGUGUAUUCGUUCCCUGAAGACACAAAACUGUAAUUUGUUCAGAAAUAUUUUACGCGUAGGUGAUGUUUUGUCGACCUUUACGUUUACUAACCUUUGAAAAGGCUACGCCCGUAACUCCACGUUCGGGAUUUUCUUGAGGGAAGGAUUAUUAUUAUUGCGGUUUACAGACGUUUGACACUGUUAGCCGCCUUGAGUAAAUCUUCCCUGUCUAACAUUAGGAGAUACGGUAGACCGAUUUACUUGAAAUUAUAUUACAAAAAAAUAUCACUUUUAUAAAGAUACAGCUUAACUAUUCUCUUGAAGCUAAUGGGAUGUGGACGAUGAACAUGAGGAUUUUUGAACAUGUUUCAAUUAAUUACUGUUGCAAUCCACUUCCUUAUGGUACUGCAAGGUUGGCAAGUAUUUCUAUAUCUAGUGACCACCAUUUUUAUCGAUUACUAUCCUCAUAAAUCUUAGUCACCACUGUCUGCGGGUUUUGGCGUCUAUUUAUGCAAUACUUUAAACAUGAAAGUCAAGGAUGUGCUGAGCUAGAGCUGCUUACUCUGACUACGCUAAAGUAUUUUACUCUUGAAAUGUAUGCUGUCAAGUUUUGCAAAGUUCAAUGUUUCAGUGGAAAAAUUCUUGGCUGUUUUUAAAGGACGCUAUGGUAUAUCAAUUCACUAGCAAUGCAAAAACUGUCAGUGUUCUAUGAUACAAAUAAAUAAUCUGCUGGAU
Messenger RNA from Stylophora pistillata, 1251 nucleotides. RefSeq lists its product as uncharacterized. The record is from RefSeq and is a predicted model, not a curated record. Gene Ontology annotation, biological process: carbohydrate transport; transmembrane transport. Gene Ontology annotation, molecular function: symporter activity. Gene Ontology annotation, cellular component: plasma membrane. Lineage: Eukaryota; Metazoa; Cnidaria; Anthozoa; Scleractinia; Pocilloporidae.